AUGCCAGGUCUGUCCAAGGAGGAGGUGUCGGUGAAGCUGGAGAAUGGCAGUCUGGUGAUUCGCGGAGAGCACAAGGUGGAGGAGAAGGGCGGAGAGGAGGGAGAGGGACUCUGGGAUGCGCGCAUCGCCAAGUCUUACCAGACUACUCUGGCCCUUCCGGACAACGUUCUCACGGAUCAGAUUAAGGCGGAGAUGAAGAAUGGUGUGCUCACUGUCACUAUGGCCAAGGAAGAUCCGCCCGAGGCUGCUCCCUCUGCCAUCGAGAUCCCAGUUGCUUGA
Messenger RNA from Closterium sp. Naga37s-1, 279 nucleotides. The record is from the annotation of a GenBank genome assembly. NCBI's taxonomy places the organism in Eukaryota, Viridiplantae, Streptophyta, Zygnematophyceae, Desmidiales, Closteriaceae.